Molecule: messenger RNA, 1857 nt
Organism: Planococcus citri (citrus mealybug)
Lineage: Eukaryota; Metazoa; Arthropoda; Insecta; Hemiptera; Pseudococcidae
Product: endoplasmic reticulum lectin 1
Exons: 12
Coding region: 169-1686 (505 amino acids)
Biological process (GO): retrograde protein transport, ER to cytosol; endoplasmic reticulum unfolded protein response
Cellular component (GO): endoplasmic reticulum lumen
Source: RefSeq, a predicted model, not a curated record
CACAAAUGAUAAACCACCAAUAAUAAUUAAACAACUGUUUCUACAAUUUAUUUUUCAACGUAACACUUGCGAAAAUGAUUCACAAAUGAAUUUUGAAAAAAUUUCACGUCAUGUUGAACACAACUGUUUGAAAAUCUUCAAUUUACCGAUCCGUACUCUCUAGUCAACAUGGGAUUUCCACUUAUCUAUUUUUAUUUUACUCUGAUACUAUUCCUUCAUAUUUGUAAUUCCUAUUCAACAAAUCCGUUCGAUGAUACGAUAUUGUACAAUAUAAAAUGGCCUGGAAGAAAUCCAGAAGAAAUAGCGGACAUAAUUGAUCCUGAAAAUUAUGAAAUUGGAGUAACCGAUCGUCAAGAAAGAUAUGUCUGUUUCUUACCGGCCGAAUCCAAAACUUCAGACGAGGAUGGUAACUCUCAACACUCGACGGUUAAUCCGAUACAACUCAUGAAACCUUUAUUCGAUCAGUCUACUUGUUCCUAUCGGCUUGAAACGUAUUGGGCAUAUGAGAUAUGUCAUGGUAAAUUUAUCAAACAGUAUCACGAAGAACGAGAUGGUAAAAAAAUGAAAAGACAAGAGUAUUAUCUUGGUAAACUAGAUCCAGCUAUAUUUGAUGGCAUCAGUGAUGCUUUUCGAGAAGCUCGACACGUAGAUAGUAAAUUAAUUAAGACGAAGAAAAUUGAAGGAAUGGAUAUACCGUACUUUCAAUUGAACUAUACCGAUGGAACAGCUUGUGAUUUGAUUGAUAAACCUCGUCAAACGAACGUUCUCUAUAUGUGUUUCAAUUCCGGAAGAAAUGAUAUUUAUUCGAUUAAGGAAAUUUCCACGUGUCUUUACGAAGCCAUCAUUUUCACUCCUCAUUUAUGUUUACAUCCUUUAUACAGACCGAAGAAUUCGGCCGAAAAAGAUAUCAACUGCACACCAUUAGAUCAGCAACAAGCUCGAAAACCUGCCGCUUUAAUGGCGAUGGAAGCCGAAGGAAUGAAACAGAAACAAGAACAGAUAAUCGACGAAGAUCAAGUUUUAAAAAAAGUCUUCGCUGUGUUUUCUUUUGAUAAAAGUGAAAAUCAGGUCGAGUUGCUAAGUAUAAUGGACGAUGAGUUUGAUGGCGAGACCAAAUUACAUUUUCAUAUACAUCCCAUUGAUGUUUUACCCGAAGUAACCAAGGCUUCUGGUAAACCAGAGUUACCUCGUAAACCAGAUCUUGCAUUCGAUGUAGAUGCCUUCUUAGCCGGAGAUUAUUGCCUAGAAGAUGGCAAAGGAUGGUGGAAAUAUGAAUUUUGCUAUGGCAAACACGUGAUACAAUUCCACGACCAACAAGACAAUUCUAGAACGAUUAUUAAAUUAGGUGAAUUUCACGAAGAAGAUCAUCGUAAAUGGUUACAAGAGAAUCCCAUUAGGAAACCGUACAAAAAAACAGCAUUCCCUGUAACGCAUUUCUACUCGAGAGGCAGCUUCUGUCAUUCGAUCAAUGGCAUGAGAGAAGUUGAGGUUCGAUUUAAAUGUCCUACCGGUGCGGCGGUGCCAUCUUCGGCCGUAAAAAUGAUCUUGGCUGAGCCUCAAACGUGUAAAUAUGUAUUAAAUAUCGAGUCGGCGAUAUUUUGCGAACUCAAUCCAACCGUCGAUGAUUAUGGAAUGUUUCGAAAUAUUAAAACUACUACCAUAGAAGAUGAUCAUAUUGAAUUGUAAAUAGUAUUGUGAUGUUUUUUUGUUUUUUAUAAUGUAUAUUUUUCUUCAUUUUCAUGAUGUACUGUUAGAAAUUAAGGUGGGAAUAUUUCAUUACGUGGUUGUGGAAUAUUUCUGUUUGUUGUUGUUUUUUUCCUUGUAAUUUUUAAAAAAUUCAUGAAAUUGUGAAGAUCA